UAGUUUGAUGCCAGAUGGAGAUCAGUAUUUUUCCACCAGCUCAGUGAAUAUCUUAUCAGUCUGAACCAGACCUGGCUGAUCUAUAAAGCUUCACAGCUCUCACUGUUUGCUUCUCUUUCACCACAACUCUGACAAUGAAGUCUCUUCAGUUCCUGCUGCUGUCAGGACUCCUCGUCCUCCUGAUUCCACUGGUGACCAGUGACUCCAGAAUUCUUGUGCUUCCUGUGGACUGUGGUGACAUCUAUAACGAUGACAACAACCAACCGAGUGGAGUGUACACCAUCUAUCCCAUCGGAUCCACGUCAGGAGUCCAGGUGUACUGUGACAUGGACUCUCUGGGAGGACGUUGGACGGUGUUCCAGAGGAGGAUGGAUGGUGCAGUGAACUUCUACAGGCCCUGGGAUCACUACAAGCUGGGCUUUGGUAACGCUGCUGGAGAAUACUGGCUCGGUCUCGAAAAUAUCUUCCAACUCACACUGAGGAAAAAGUACGAGCUGUUGGUAGAUAUGGAGGAUUUCAGUGGAAACAAGGUGUACGCUCGUUACUCCUCGUUUUCCAUCGACCCAGAAUCCUACGGAUACACACUGAAAGUGUCUGGAUUCACAGAUGGAGGAGCAGGAGACAGCCUGACAUAUCACAAUGGACAGAAGUUCUCCACUUUUGACAAAGAUCAGGACCCCUCAACUUCAAACUGUGCCAGAAAAUAUCUGGGGGCGUUCUGGUACAAUACUUGUCACUAUACAAACCCCAACGGAGUUUAUCGCUGGGGAGCAGACGAUACUAUCCCUGCUGUUGGAGUGCAGUGGUAUCAAUGGAAGGGUAAUAACUACUCCCUGAAGUCCAUCAGCAUGAAAAUCCGUCCUGUGCAGUAAAUCUCCAGGACAAACUUUAUUUUUUUUCCUAAUCUCAUUAAUUAUGUCGUUCUAUAUGUGUGAUUAGCAUGAGAUUAAAAUUAAACCUGAAACAAUGGAAACUGGACCUGUAACCAGACUCAGGUUGACUUGAAAAGUGUCAAUAAAAAUCUGUAGCUUGAGUGUGAGAGAAGGUUUUGGUUGGUUUUCUCUCCACACUCAGUCUGCUGUUGUAAACAAACUGUUUAGUUUCUGCUUAGAAUCAUUAUUAGCUUCAAUAAACGAAGAGCAAAGCAAAAA
This is a messenger RNA of Mugil cephalus (flathead mullet), 1151 nucleotides long. Its product is annotated as microfibril-associated glycoprotein 4-like. NCBI's taxonomy places the organism in Eukaryota, Metazoa, Chordata, Actinopteri, Mugiliformes, Mugilidae. Gene Ontology annotation, biological process: elastic fiber assembly. The record is from RefSeq and is a predicted model, not a curated record. The transcript has 6 exons. The coding region runs from base 135 to 872 and encodes 245 amino acids.